Molecule: messenger RNA, 2462 nt
Organism: Salpingoeca rosetta
Lineage: Eukaryota; Choanoflagellata; Craspedida; Salpingoecidae
Exons: 2
Coding region: 1-2370 (789 amino acids)
Source: RefSeq, a predicted model, not a curated record
AUGUCCAUCUCGAGUGUGUCUGCCAGUGAGUGGGCGCUGAUUGCAGCCCACCUAGUGCCAAGUGAGGACGCCAGGGACGACCACCACCACGUGUCCAUUCUUGAUGAAGCGGACGUUGACAAGCGUGCUGCUCAGCAAGCUCUGGGCCGAGCGUUCUUCAACCUCAUGCUGACGUGCCGCGAGCUGUACCACGACCUCCCGUGGGCCAUGCCAAAGUGGUGCCUGUCACGCGUCUACAACGGGAACAGGGCCGAAAGGGCGAUUUUGCACUGGCUCGACACGUUCCAAUCGGACCUCCUGCCAGCAACCACAGCAACCGCAGCAGCCACAGCAACCGCAGCGACCACCAAGGCCACAACCACCAAGGCCACAACCACUGCGUCCGCGCCAGCUGGCAGCACACGCAGCCCAAGUUCAUUGCCGAAAGAGAAAAGCGCCAUGGAGGGCGUUGCGUGGAUGGAGAGCCGCUUCCUUGCGCACUGCUGGCUUGGGGCAAAGUUUGACAGCAAGUGCACGUUCCUGCGUGCGAGGCUGUCAACGCCUACAUCGCCUGAGUUCUGGCACUCGUUUGGUCUCUGCGGCCACGUGAUGUUUGGUACCUUGAAUGAGCUCAAGUCUUGGUCAGCAACGCAGCAACAACAGCAACACCAACAACAACAACGACAACCACAAGAACAACAGCGACAACCGCAACAACCACAGCAGCCACAACCGCAACAGCAACACGAGCACAAAACACACCAGCACCCACCGGAACACCAACGCCAGCAACGACAGGACGCAGUCCUUGUUCCGCAAACUGCUGCCGUCUCAACACCACCCAAGAGCCAGCAAAAGGCGUCACAAGGUCCCUUGGCUCCAGCUUUGUAUUCUUUGAAUUUGAACCUGACGCGUCAGGAAGACGUUGAUUGCUUUCACCAGCUGCACACGAGGCUGCUCGCACGUGCAAGAGGAGACACCAUGUUUGUGCUGACACGAGUCACAAUACCCCUGCUAACGGUCAGCAACGUCAAGUACCUCACAAUCAAGUCCUUCUCCAGGACCACAAUCGACAGUCUCCACUUCCAUGAUGUCGAGGAAGUGGAGUGGCACCCAACUGCUCUCCAACGUGCGAUUUGCGGUACAUUCCGGCACACGCGUCACGUGACGCUUCAUGUCCCCUUCAGCCUGGAUGACAUCGCCGCGCUCGCGGGCGUGCCAGAGAUUGAAUUGUGGAGCAGCCGCUUGCUACAGCUGGAGCACAUGGACGAAGCGCAGGAAACGAACAUCGACACAAGCGCAGCUACCGACGUCUCCCCACUGCGCGGAGCCCGACAGCUUGGCCUCCACGUCCUCCCCGUGCUCAACGAGGCGUCGUCCCUUGAAGCAGCACAACGAGUGAGUCUCACAGAUGUGGCACUGACAACAAAUCGACUCGCCAAUGCCACCAGCAUCCGCCUGGCAAACAUGAAGGUGAUGCCAGACGUGCUGCAUCUUCCCAAGGCUACGGAGAUUGAGCUUGUCGAGUCUGACGUGAAGCAAAUCACGUGCCCAGCCCACCUUGACCGCCUGUAUAUCCACAAUGGAGGCAGCGAUGCCACCUUGCCAAUCCCUUCGUUUGAGUUCGCCAAGGAGGUCCAGCUCAAGCUCUUCUCUCUGGCACGGGAGCAGCUGGCUGACCUUGGUAGCCGCGUCGACACGCUGGUGCUGCAUGCGUGCGUCAGGAACAUGAGCGACCUGCAUGUCAUUCCAGACCACGUGCACGUGUGCGUGUCGAUGGGCAUGCGCGAGUUGAAUGUCGACGUCCCCGCACCACCGUGCGUGCAGGAGCUGCAAUGCUUGAGGAGAGCUGAUUUUCCUAUCCACCAUGUGGCGCACGUGCCACGCCUGACACUCCCCAGCACCAGUUCUGGCGCUCCCAUCCGCGACCUCUAUCUUCUCUCCAACCGCCAGCGCCUGUCGCUUGAAGGCUGUACCGUGGAAGGAGAGAUCACGGGCUGUCGCAGUCUGUUCCUCCGAGCAUGUCGUGGCGCUGCCACUGUCACCGCCACGCAUUACUUGUCUGUUCUUCGCGGUGCGAUUGCUUCGGAACAGGCGGGCGAUGAUGUGUUUCCCAAGCUUCGGCUCGCACGUGUGCGGGACGUGUCCGCGUGCCACCUGGACUCUUGCAGUAUCCAAGACUUUGCCUGCAUGCAGAACGUGCAGCGGCUCGUGCUAAGGAACUGCACGUUUGAUAGCGUGGACACCCUCCCACCAGUGGCCUCACUUCGCAUGCUCAACUGCACCACAAGUGACAAGGAGUGGGCGUGGCCAUGGCUGGUCCUCAUUAACCGGACUCCAGAGGAAAUGCGGCAUGUCUUGCUUGCAGGCAAGAAGCACCGGCGACGCUGACGGCGGCGGACGCGGGCGGCAGUGCUGACGCGAAGGAAAGGAGCUGACUGAGACUAUUAAGCGGCGCCACAGGGUGGCGUGGUGGAAAGGGC